Molecule: messenger RNA, 4685 nt
Organism: Pundamilia nyererei
Lineage: Eukaryota; Metazoa; Chordata; Actinopteri; Cichliformes; Cichlidae
Gene: iqsec3a
Product: IQ motif and Sec7 domain ArfGEF 3a
Exons: 14
Coding region: 261-4547 (1428 amino acids)
Biological process (GO): actin cytoskeleton organization; regulation of ARF protein signal transduction
Molecular function (GO): guanyl-nucleotide exchange factor activity
Source: RefSeq, a predicted model, not a curated record
UGCUGAUCCCCCCUUGCAUCAGCACCAUUUCUGGUUUCCUUGCAAAGUACUGAGAGAGAGAAAGAGAGAGGGGGGUGGGGAAAGAGACAGGGAGAGAGCGAGAGAGAGACUCAACCUCACCAGAGCGUAGAGGCGUCAGACUGCCGCCACAGCAUCUCGGUUACGCACUGUUCAGAGGCCCCAUCGACCGAUCACCGCUCCAGAACCAGCUAAAGGAGAAGUCAACAUAGCCGGGCGCGUUGCCACAGCUACAGUCAGUAAUGGAGAGCCUGCUGGAUAAUCCAAUGAAAGCCGUUCUUUAUCUGAAGGAGCUCACCACUAUCGUCCAGAACCAGCAAAGCCUGAUCCAAACACAGCGCCAGCGCAUCGACGAACUCGAGCGGAAGGUGGAGGACCUGAUCGGAGAGAACCGACAGUUGCGGGACCCCCAUCACUACGUCCAGCAGCCCUCUCAGCACCACCAUCACCACCACCACCACCACCCGACUCACCGCAGCGCCAGUCCCCAGGCGCCGGCCCACCUUCACCCACACCCGGGAAGCAACAAAGCUGCGGCUCAUCUCGGCCAGCAGGCGCAUCAUCAGCAGCCACCACCAUCCCAGCAGCAGCAGCAUCAGCAGAUUACCGGUCUGUCGGCCCAGCCUCAGCAGCAGCAGCAGCAGCAGCACCCGACUCCUCCUGCACCGUCUUCCCACCACCCACAGCAGCUGCAGCUCGUUCCCACCUCGCCGCAGUCGCCCAAAGCGAGCCAAGCCAGCCCCGACUCCGCCGAGGAGGACAAGAGGAGCCCCUGCUGCAAGUCGCUUGUUCCGCAGACUCCAACCACUCUCUGCCGUUCAGUGGGUCUGGCCAGGAAAGCGGAAAACCCAACAGUACUACACCAGUUCUGCUGCCCAGCCCCAGAGGCUCCUGAGGGGGAGACCUCCACUGCCUGUGUUCCCAGCGAUGACCUUUCUCCAGACUCGUCUAUGGUUCAGGAAGGGAAGGGAGGAGAAGGAGAGCUGCAGAGUGAGGCCCAGUCACAGCCACAGCUACAGCCGCAACCCGAACUGCAACCGCAGCCCCAACAACAGCAGCAAGAGACUCAGCCACAGACUCAGCCAGCACAGCCCCAACCACAGACUGAGCCCCAACCGCAGAUUCAACCUCAACCUCAACCCCAACCCCAACCCGAAGUCAAACCUCAGCCAGAACCUGAGCCGAAAGCCCAGCCUGCACCAGAGCCCGAGCCUCAGCCGCAAGUCAAGGCUCUGAGCGAGGCGGCCCCACAGGAAGCCCCUAAAGCCCCUUCGCCUUGCCGAGAGGAGCAGACGGUUGCAGAGAAAGAGAAUCAAGAGUCAGAAGAAGUUGCGGAGGCAAAGACAAAGCAAGAGGUAGAGGAGGCGCAGGCCAAGCCACGCGAGGGUGAAGCAGCACAGGAGGAAGAGGACGAGGAAGGGGGAGGAGCAAAAGGAGGUGGCCCGGGGAGGAGAGCCAGUCUGCACCACACAGCCUCGCCCUUGAGGGUGCAGCGCAACGGGGCCGGCUCGCACUCCGCCGCCUCUGACUAUGAGCUCUCGCUUGACCUCAAAAAUAAGCAGAUCGAAAUGUUAGAGCACAAAUACGGCGGACACCUCAUCUCCCGCCGUGCUGCCUGCAAGAUCCAGACUGCCUUCCGCCAGUACCAGCUCAGCAAAAACUUUGAGAAGAUCCGCAAUUCACUUCUGGAGAGUCGACUGCCUCGACGCAUCUCCCUGCGCAAGGUCCGUGUGCAAAAUACGGAGGGUUUCUCUGCUGAACGGGCGCUGGCAGAAGGCUGUAACCUGGCAGGCAUCCCACUGGUACGCUCACCAUCUUUGCCUGCCACGGUUGGUGGCACCCUAACUGACCUGGAAGACUCCUUCACUGAGCAGGUCCAGUCUUUAGCAAAGUCUAUAGAUGAUGCACUCAGCAACUGGAGUCUGAAGACCAUGUGUUCACUCCAAGAAGGCGGCAACUAUCAGUUCAGUGCCGAUUCCUUUAGCGCAGCAGCGGCAGCAGGGGUUGGAGGUGGUGGAGAAGGCGGGGGUGGGGACAUGCGAGACUCUGUAAUUCAUCAGGGCUCCGUAGACCCAACCGACCUCUCAAGGAAUGCAAGCAAGCUGAUGAUGGCGUUUCGAGAUGUGACGGUGCAGUUUGACAGUCAGAACUUCCGCGUUUCAUCUUCAGUUAGGGAAUCAUCCACUUCUGUCACCCUCAACAGUGGCACCCAACAAGAAGGAACCUCCAGCACUGUCACCACCACUUCCACAACAGCAAAUUCUGCACCAGCCCCUAUCCCACCCGGUCCUUCACAAGAACCCCCUCCUCCACCUGCAGACAUCCUAGCAGAGCUCAAAGAACUCCCACCCCCACCCCAGGAGCCUCCACCACCACCAGAAUCAGAGAUAGAAGGCAGCGAGCAGGAUGUUGAAUUCCCUGCGCCACCUCCUUCUGAAGAAGAGCUUGGGGAGAUGGAGCAACCUCCUCUGACCCCUCUGGAUAAGAUGGCAUUCCCCCAAAGCCCAGAGGAGGUUGUUGUGGUGGUACCGCCACCACCAAGAGAACCAACUGUGGCCCCUCCACCACAGGAGACUAUAGUGCUGGGUAGCUCUCCUGCGGUGGAGCCUUUGGAUGUUAAGAGAUGUGGCUCUGAGACAGCAGACUAUAGCUCAGAGCAGAUGAGCAGCAGCAGCACAUCGACGGAGGCACGCUCAACGUCCGAGGCAUCGUCCAAGGAAGCAUUGCAGGCUAUGAUCCUCAGCCUGCCACGCUACCACUGUGAGAACCCCGCUAGCUGUAAAUCACCCACUCUGUCCACAGACGUCAUGAGGAAACGCCUCUACCGCAUCGGCCUCAACCUCUUCAAUGUUAACCCUGACAAGGGCCUUCAGUUCCUGAUCUCAAGAGGCUUCAUCCCAGACACGCCCAUCGGUGUUGCCCACUUUCUGCUACAGCGAAAGGGCCUGAGUCGACAAAUGAUUGGAGAGUUCCUCGGCAACAGCAAGAAGCCCUUCAACAGAGAUGUCCUAGACUGUGUGGUGGAUGAGAUGGAUUUCUCAGGCAUGGAGCUGGACGAAGCGCUGAGGAAGUUUCAGGCCCACAUUCGUGUCCAGGGGGAAGCCCAGAAGGUGGAACGUCUCAUCGAGGCCUUCAGUCAGCGGUACUGCAUGUGCAACCCGGAUGUGGUGCAGCAAUUUCACAAUCCAGACACCAUCUUCAUCCUGGCCUUUGCCAUCAUUCUGCUCAACACCGACAUGUACAGCCCGAAUAUUAAGCCCGACCGGAAGAUGCUGUUGGAGGACUUCAUAAGGAAUUUACGAGGUGUGGAUGAUGGAGCAGAUAUCCCCAGAGACAUGGUGGUGGGAAUCUAUGAAAGAAUACAACAGAGAGAGCUGCGCUCCAACGAAGACCAUGUCACCUACGUUUCCAAGGUUGAGCAGUCCAUCGUAGGCAUGAAAACAGUUCUCUCCGUCCCUCAUAGAAGACUAGUAUGCUGUAGUCGACUUUUUGAGGUGACAGACGUCAACAAGGCCCAAAAACAAGCAGCACACCAGAGAGAAGUCUUCCUCUUCAAUGAUCUCAUUGUGAUCUUGAAGCUUUGUCCAAAGAAGAAGAGCUCCGCGGCCUACACUUUCUGCAAAGCCAUGGGACUACUUGGCAUGCAGUUUCACCUUUUUGAAAAUGAAUACUACCCCCAUGGAAUCACCAUCCUCUCACCAUUCGGAUCAGACAAGAAGCAGGUAUUAAACUUCUGUGCUCAAAGUGCCGAGGAGCUGCUCAAGUUUGUGGAAGACCUAAAGGAAUCAAUCGCAGAAGUGACGGAGAUGGAACAGAUACGCAUCGAGUGGGAGCUGGAAAAGCAGCAGGGAGCCAAGACACACUCGGUAAAGAACAACGGUACACAGCUAGAGCUUCGUGGUAAACAGGGCUCCCCAUCAGGACACCAGGAGAUAGAUGACAGAAGUGGACACAAUGCAGUAGAGGUGUCAAUUCACAACAGGCUUCAGACGUACCAGCUCAGCAGCAGCAUGGCUCGGAGCCCCGAGAGCGCGGCCCUUCUUAAUCACCGGGGAGAGGUGCUUUUCCAGCAGGGGCCCCAGGGGGUAACCCAAGGGCCUGCGCCUCCACCACAGCACCUGCAGCUGCAGUCAGCGGCAAGCACUCCCGCCCAUCAUCUCCCCCUCCAGCAGCACCACCAGCCCUGUGUCAGCAUGGCUGACCUGCGGCCUGAGGCGCUCAUCCAGUGUCAGCAAAUUGUCAAGGUCAUCAUGCUCGACAACAGCAGCCAUGGACGCAUGGAGGCCUUCCUCAGCCAAACGCCCACACACCACCACUACCAGCAUCACCAUCACCACAGCCACCAUCAGCUUAGUCACUCCGCCAUGUCCACCCCUGUCCGCUCGCCAGACGGUUCACACGGCAGCGACGGCCACCAGCCCCCACUGCCUCCCCCGCCUCCACCUUACAACCACCCGCACCAGUACAUACCCCCAGACCCCCGCCUCAGUCUACACCGGACCCCAAGUGGCUCUCGGAGCAUGGUGUAAAUAAAUGAAUUCAAAUUUUUCUCCCUGAAAGACAGACACAUACUUCCACAUAAACCCUAUCACUUCUCUUCCUAUCUAACAGUACAUAUUGUACAUAUAUACAUACAGAUGAAGCUAUAAUGAAAAAAAUAAAAAUCC